Molecule: messenger RNA, 5104 nt
Organism: Vitis vinifera (wine grape)
Lineage: Eukaryota; Viridiplantae; Streptophyta; Magnoliopsida; Vitales; Vitaceae
Product: protein EMBRYONIC FLOWER 1
Exons: 6
Coding region: 452-4393 (1313 amino acids)
Biological process (GO): negative regulation of flower development; shoot system development; negative regulation of DNA-templated transcription
Source: RefSeq, a predicted model, not a curated record
CCUGUGAUAGGGUGACCUAGUUUCUCUCUCUAAGGGUGUCCCACUUUCUUACUCUAAAAGUAAAGGAAAAUAUAGAUAUUUAUAUGUAGAGAGAGAGAGAGGCAUGACAGAGAGAUGAGUCAUGGCAUAAGGGCGCAUGGUCAUGCCCUUGGAUGAUUUUAAUACAACAAAACCUCCUUUCAAGGACAAAAGAUAAAACACACUACUCUCUCUUUCUCUCUCUCUGCUCUUUCUCUCUCUAGACUCGAUCAGGGUUUCUCUCAGUUUCGCACUCGAAUUCUGGUGACCCACCUUGGAAUCUCUGGCCACGCUUCAUCUCAUGGCUCUCAGCUUCGGAUGCUCUCUCUGACGAUACCAUUUGUUGGGUGGGCCGUGGAGGAUCGGACUCGGGUUGAGGGAAGAUCGUUGCGGGUGGUAUUCGAGUGAGAAAAAGUUAGCUGAUUCUUUUACCAUGGAGGAGUGUGUUUUGGCUGAGGCGAGUCAUCAGAGAGGAGAUUCCAUUCUUACAUCCAAGCCUAACAGACCACUUGUUAAGAUUGACUCCAUAUCUAUUGAUCUGAUCAGUGCUGAUGAGAAGAAUGAGGCAGAAAAGUGUCAACAUUUCUCAAUACGUGGAUAUGUGGCUGAAGUUCGGAAAAGAGACAAGAAGAUUUGUUGGCCAUUUGCCUUGGAUGAAAGCCAUAAUAAGUUGGAGGAGCAAACUUGCAUCCUUCCUCCUCUAGAUGUGCCCAAAUUUAGAUGGUGGCAUUGCCAAAAUUGUCUUCAGGAGAUUGGCACCAAGGCUUCUGAGAAGGAAAUUGCAACGGUUCCUAGCUGUAAUAACACUGUAUAUAAAUCCAAUGGAACUUGUUUGCACAUGACAUCCCGUGGUGCUGAGACGGUGUUGCUUUUAGAUUAUCCAAGAGCUUUGAAUGUGGACAUUUCUGAGGGAAGAAAAGUUGAUGCUAGCACUUCUGGAAAUGUGAAUGACAAUGAGCAUCAUGUUUCAUUAUGUAGUGAUAAGCAAGACAAGCAAGCUGAGGUUGCAUGUAGCAUCAUCAUAGGUGAUGAGAAUCGCUCAGAAGAAGAUGCAGAUCAGGUUAUUCCUGAACCACCUUGUGGUGCAGCAAAAGUGAAUCCAUGCCUGCUGAUGGAAAAACAAGCAGGUGACACAGUGGCUCUUGAAUUGAACUGCAAUGGAGUUUAUGAAGUUGCUGAUAUUGGGCUUUCUGUUGGAAAAAUGAAAUACAUGGUCAACAGCUCUGAUGAAACUUGUCAAAUGGGAAAGCAUACUUCAAUGGAUGAUCAGAACAACACAGCUUGGGGUUCGUCCAAGGUAGUUCCUGCAGUUGGUGUGGUUGAUGAAGCUCUUAACUCUGUCAGUGUCCUUAAAAAUGAUUGUCCGCUACUGGAAUUAGAUGACUCUGAUCAAGCAUCAUCUGAGAGUGAUGAAAUUUUGAUUAAAAACAGCUUCAAUCGGCAACAUGAUAAUUCAAGUGGUUGGCGUCGUAGAAAAUCUCGAAAGGUGCGUUUGCUGACAGACUUGUUGGGUGCAAAAGAAAAUAAUUCUACCUCCAAUGCAGUGAUUGAUGCAUCCACCAGCACAGAUUCACUUUCCGUUCCCCAAGGUGAAGUAGCUGUCCAAGGAAAUGCUAGAAGGGGUUUUAGGGGACAGAAUAGGAAGAGGAAGAUGUUUCAAGAUGAAGACUGGAGACCCCCUGAGAUAAGCUAUCAAAAUGAUGCGAAUAAAAAGUUUAGGACAUUCAAAGGAGAUGUGGAAAUAACUGAUAUCAACAUUGCAAUUGACAAUGCUGAAUCAGAAGAAGAUGGACCUGCUGGAAUUGGUUCACAAACUGGUGUAAAGACUCAUUGGACCAGACCCAAAAUUGAUAGAAUAUCUGGUCCCAAUAAGAAGAAGAAUAAGAAGACCUCAGUAGAUGAUGGAUGCUCUUCAUUAUUGCCUCCACAAGUAGCGACUGGCAGAGAAAUUCAGGACAAAAAUGGGGAUGCAGAUGUAGGCAAGGCUACUGAUGCUGUUUUAUCCAAAUCACCACAUGAUGCAUUUGCGGGUAAAAGAAUUGAGGCUUUUCUUAAAAAUUUGCCUGCACAGCAAACUGAGGGAAAAUCUAAUUUGUCUAAGAAGAAAAAUAAGAUGCCUCUAGUUGAAGAGGGAGAGGCUUCUUUAAUGCCUUGGAAAAGUGGAGUCAUCAGCAAAGAUCAAAUCACUAGGAAGGAAGUAGAAUAUUUGCAGUGCACGACUCAAACUGUUCCAUUUCAAUCAGUACAAGAUCAUUCCGCUGGAAAAGAUCUGCAACUUUUUCUCAAUAGCUUGGCUGCACAGAGAAAAGAUGAUGCAAAAUAUGUUGCACCGGUUGAAGAUGGGUUAGCUCUCUUUUUAUCGCAACAAGAGAACCUUCACAGAGAAGAUGUAGUUAUGAGGAAAGAUGUGGAAAGAAAGCAGCAUAUUGGAGGUUCAAGUAUUCCUUUUAAACCUGUACCAGAUGGAUUAUUUGGGGUAGGGGUGAAUCGUGAUAUCAAUGGUAAGAGAACUACUCAUGGAAUCCCUUUCCUGAGUGAAAAACAAAAUUGCUCCCCCAGUGUUGAAGAUUGGAGUUCUUCUUUGAAGCAGAAAGUGGAUUUCUCUGGGAAAUGCAACAAGGAGAAAGCUAUAGAAGUUCAAGAACUUUCAGAAGCUAAUAGAAAGCACAGUGACCACAGAGUUAAUGAAGUAUUUGAACAAGGAACUUCAGAUGACAUACCUAUGGAAAUUGUUGAACUCAUGGCAAGAAAUCAGUACGAGAGGUGUCUUUCUGAAACUAGAAAUGAUUAUCAUCUUUCAGAGACAACCAAUGACACAAGGAAUGCUGGAAUGCUGGAUUUCACUAAAGUAUAUGCUAAUGGGGCAUUCAGAUUGUUGCAGGAGGAAAACAGCCACAGGCAAAAACCUCAGUCCAGCUAUGGAAGAAAUAGUAUGUUCACAACAGCUGAAAAUGUAGGAUCCAGCAGAGAGAAGUCAGGUAGUUAUUUUUCUCAUUUUAGCAGUAGGAACCAUUUCAAUAUGGCUCAACCAGAAGGAACUCAUGGCUCUACUGGGGUUAUAGCAUUUCCAGUGUGUCAAGAGAAGCCAUCUAGUGGUGUUCAAUUUUCUUGUCCUGGUCCCAGCCGACAUAAUGGUGCUUCAAAUUGCAAGUGGAGUAGAGAUAUGGUGGGGCAGAGGUCUUCUCAUACUAGUUUGCAUGCCUUUGAAGCAUACAAUGCAUGCUACAACGCUCCUCAACAGAGUGAAGAAGCUGCUCAUGUUUGGUCAGCCAUGACACCAAAUCACAUGGCUUUUGGAUUCAGCAUUCCUCAAGAAUGUGCAACUCAUUCAAAUAACAUGGAUAUGAUUUCACAUUCGUCAAACAUGCUUCACAAAAGAAAAAUGACUGGCGAACAAGAUCUGAAGUUCUUAAAUUCAAAUGCUUUUGACCUUGAAAAGCAGAACAGGAGCAUUGGUUCUGAAACUUUGAACAGAGCACAUGUGGAAUAUCCGUUUGCUUGCAAAGAUAAUGGGAUCAAGCUUCAUCCAAAGCUCGUGGGGUCUUUAGAUCUGUAUUCCAAUGAAAACAUACCAGCUAUGCAUUUACUUAGCCUCAUGGAUUCAGGGAUGCAAUCAAGGACCCCCUUCAGUAUGGAUGGAGAUUCAAAAUUCCUUAAGAAAUCUGCUUUUCCUCGUGAUUAUGACUCUAGGGAGUUCUCAGGCCUGGAGAUUGGUGCAUAUAAGGCCAGAAAUUCCUCAAGACAACCAUCAUCUGAUCAUUGUGGUAAAAAUCACCUUGCAGAAAGAUCCUGUGCGUGUUCUCUUGCUGUUACGUCAGUUGGUGCCUUUGCUUCUUCAAGUCAAAAGGAUGGGAAUUUUAAGCCUGCUGGUUUAAUAGAUCAAGUUCUCCCAAGAUCUCGAGGAAAAGAGAAAUCAAAAGUACUUCCUCCACCUAUUCAGAACAGAGGCUGCACAUCAAGAAAAUCUUCAUCCACAUGUGGUGAUUAUUCUGGCACAAAUCAUGAAUCUAUCCCUAUCCAUGAUACGCAGAAAAGGUUCCCUGGUGCUUCCAACUCAAUGAGGUUUCCUUUGCAACCUCACACGAUUGAAAAUUCAAUUGAAUGCAUUGCAUUGGAGACCCACUGUAAUGGUGGAACUUUUUGGCCUAUCAACAGCAGGUCUGAGACGGAAAUCUGCAGCAUUAACAAAAAUCCAGCUGAUUUUAGUGUGCCAGUAGCAGGAAAUAUCUAUAUGAUUGGUGCUGAAGAUCUGAAAUUUGGAAAAUCAAUUUCUUCUGAGAAUAGAAAUGGCUUAAUCAAUGUGGAUGGGCACAAGAAAAAGAGGGUUGUAAAGCUCACUUCUGUAAAAGAACGUGCUCGACGCCGAAUUGCAUGAGCUUCUCCCAGAUUUCAUUACUAGUAGCAGUUCACUUCCAAAUACAUUUCUCAUUGAAAUAAUGGUUAUUGGGCACAUCCUUUUCAAGUGCAUUAGACAAAAAACUGUUUCUUGAAUUUUCAGUUGAGUCUUCAUUGUUUCAUUUUCAGCAGGUGGAAGUUUUUCUUGCUGGUUCCUGCAGAAAGAGAAAACCUUGUAUGCUUAGUGGAGGAUAUCAGAUAGCAAAUGCGUGCCAGAUUAUGCAUGGAAACUGAUCUUUAAUCAGCUCAGGAGUGAUGAUUCUCUUGGCUCUGGAUCUUUUUGGGCCUUUUCGAUGUCCAGGGAUGAACUAUGAGAGCCUUGUUAGGUGCGAGGUAAAGGCCUGUAUAUACCUACAUAUACCAUAAUCUUGCAAAAAUAAACUUUACAUAUAUGCAGUUUUGAUUUUGGGUCUGUAUGGUGGUGUUAUAUUUGACAAGGUUUCAUAAAAGCCCCAAUAUUGCCCUUUGGUUUUCUAGGGCCUCACAUGGUUCUUCAGUUUUCUUGGGUUUUAGUCUUAUGCUCCGUGCCUGACCAAGAAAUGGGAAUGGAAACAGAGAACAGGACAGUAGGUAUUUUUGGACUCCAAUCGAUGUAAUGGAGAGGACUUCAAAGCUUGUAAUUUAUUUAGUGUUUUACCAAAUAACUUGGUGAGAAUGAGACAAUGUUUAAUGAAAUUUGGGUGCUUCAGUA